CCGCGCCCUCAGGGGCCCCCAGGUCUACGCGAGGCCAGCCGGGCUUGGAACCACAGCGGGCCAAAAAUGGGCUGCCAGCCACGCGUCCUGGAUGGACACUACUCUGAAAUGGACACUACCUCGGGGGAACUGUAAGCAGCUUUCAAAAGAUGGGCCCGCGGCAUCUGCGCAGCGAGACCACCCCAAAGGCAACCCAGGUUCCCUCCCACGCGGGCCGCCUGCGAGGACUGCCGCUGAGACUGCAUGGUGUGCAAGUUCUGUACCUUCAGCGCCAGAAGACCCCGACCUCCUGUGGUGGAUGAGGAAACUGAGGCUUGGAGAUGCCCCCCCCACGUCUCUGGACAGACAAGCAGAGCCCGAGGCUACAUGGCAUCGCAAGGGCUCCUGAAAAACCAGAACAAUCUUGAAAGGGAAGAAUAAUGUUGGAGAAUGAUACUUCCAGAAACUUCUACAAAGCGACACAGCCCUAACACGUGUUACUGCCUUAGGACAGACAGAGCCCAACACAGCACUGAGCGUAACGGUGUUGAGGGCGUGCCGUGUGCUGACGCAGACCUACCCUGGAUGUCAGACUGACAGAUGAGGAGACCGAGGCUCUGACGUGUGGAGAAGAGGGUCGGCGCCAGGUACCAUCCCCCCCACAACAAGAAGCCAGGCCCACUCUCCUGCUCUCACCUGCCAUCAGCCCCAGUUCUGAGCUGCUGGGGUGGGGUGGGCGUGGGGGCAUUUGUGCCUCACCUGGCUGGCCUCAGCGGGGCAGCAUCCACGGGGCCAGAGAGCAAGGGGAGCCCAGACUGUCUCUACCCCAGUGCUCUACCCCAGACUGUCAUGAACCCGCUUGCCUCUCAUCUCCAGCGGGGCUGCUCCCGGCCUGCUGCAUGCUAUUCUGUUGUCACGGGCAGGAAGGCGGGCCGGGCCCGGAGCAUCCAGGCUGCGUCUCCCUCUCCUGGUCCUCCUGGUCUUAUCCUUCUGCAGGAGUCAGAGGGUACAUGUUCAUCUCUGUGUGUUGCGUCUACACAGCCCUCCGGGGAGCACAGGGUGGAGGUGCUGGGGUGUGUCUUGCGUUCAGGCUCCAGGCUCACAGUUCCCCUCCCCUCCUGGUCCAGCUGGGCCAAGUCCCCUCCUUUCCUUUCUUGACUGCUGCCCUGUCCCUUCUAUGAUUGGCCCAAGAGAGGGGUGUGGGCUGGCAGGUGCCCUGUGUGAACCCUGGGAGCAGCAUCCAGGCCUGGCUGGCCCACCCCAGGGCCCUGUCCACUGUCCCCGGCCAAGCCCUCCUGCCUGGCUGAGGCAGGCCCUCUGUGAUGCUGCUGUUGCUGUGGCGAUGCUAGAUGAAAAGGCCACAAAAUUCUGCCUCUGGAACCUUCACCCGUCUGCCCAGCUCUGCUCUGCUCGCCCUCAGAGAUGGCUCUCUGCUGGGGGGCUCGAGAGCACAGGCCCGGCUGCAGUCACAGUCUUGUCUAUGCGCCCCCCAACGCCUGGACCUCCCUCCAACCCCAACAGAGACAACUACCCUAACUGGCCCCAAGCCCGCCUGCUGCAGCCCAGCGCCCGGCCAUGACCGUCACCUAUUCAAGCAAAGUGGCUAAUGCCCGCCUCUGCUCCUUCUCCCGCCUGCUGCUGUGCUGGCGAGGCAGCAUCUACAAGCUGCUCUAUGGGGAGUUCCUCAUCUUCCUGGCCGGUUACUACACCAUCCGUUUCAUUUAUAGGAACAUCCUUACAGAGAACCAGCAGGUGAUAUUUGAGAAGCUGAGUCUGUACUGCAACGGUUACAUCCAGCUCAUCCCCAUUUCCUUCGUGCUGGGUUUCUAUGUGACGCUGGUGGUGACGCGCUGGUGGAACCAGUACGAGAACAUGCCGUGGCCCGACCACCUCAUGAACCUGGUGUCGGGCAUCGUGGAGGGCAAGGACGAGCAAGGCAGGCUGCUGCGGCGCACGCUCAUGCGCUACGCCAACCUGGGCAGCGUUCUCAUCCUGCGCAGCGUCAGCACCGCGGUCUACAAGCGCUUUCCCAGCUCCCAGCACCUGGUGAUGGCAGGCUUUAUGACCCACGCUGAGUGCAAGCACUUGGAAAAGUUCAGCUUGCCACACAACAUGUUCUGGGUGCCCUGGGUGUGGUUUGUCAACCUGUCGGUGAAGGCCUGGCUUGCAGGUCGAAUCCGGGACCCCAACCUGCUCCAGUGCCUGCUAAAUGAGAUGAACACCUUGCGCGCUCAGUGCGGACACCUGUAUGCCUACGACUGGAUCAGCAUCCCGCUGGUGUACACACAGGUGGUGACCGUGGCCGUGUACAGCUUCUUCCUGGCCUGCCUGGUGGGCCGGCAGUUCUUGAAUCCAGAGAAGAACUACCCCGGCCACGAGAUGGACCUCUUCAUCCCUCUCUUCACGUUCCUGCAGUUCUUCUUCUAUGCCGGCUGGCUGAAGGUGGCGGAGCAGCUCAUCAACCCCUUUGGAGAGGAUGACGAUGACUUUGAGACCAACUGGAUCAUUGACAGGAGCUUGCAGGUGUCUCUCUUGGCUGUGGAUGAGAUGCACCAGGACCUGCCCCCCAUGGAGCGGGAUAUAUACUGGAAUGAGCUGGAACCACACCCCCCCUACACAGCUGCUUCCGCCCAGUCUCGAAGACCCUCCUUUUUUGGCUCCACUUUCAAUAUCAGUAUGCACAAGAGAGACAUGGAGUAUCAGCCAGAACAGGAGAACCCUCACACCAGCAUCGUUGGCCGCUUCCUGGGGUUGCACCACCACAACUACCACUCCUCCAAAUACCACCCCCCCAGGACAAACUCCAAGACCACACUCCUUGGGCUCAAGAAAGGAGUCCUCCAUGAGGGCCAGCACUCCCACCCCCCAAAGGCUGGACAGAGUGCUCGGGGCCAGGGCAACAGCCAGGCUUGGAAGGUGAAGGGACAGGAUGACUUCCAGUCUCCUAUGCUGUGGAACCCAGGACUGUAUUCCCAUGAAGAGAAAACUGUGGAGUUUAACUUGACCGACACGUCAGAGGCACCUGAAGUUCAUGCCAGAGAUCCACAUUCGGAACAGGCUCCAAGCAACACACACACUGUACGCGAAGGGCCUGGAGAGCCCCCUUGGACCGUGCAAACCAGAGAUGAUACAGAGUCCUAGCCUGUCAGGCAGGGGGACACUUCACCACCCAGCUCUUCCUGCACCAUGGACACCAGCGGGAUGCUGUGAGUCAUGACCUAGAGCUGUGUCCACUGAAGACUGACAGCAUGAAUGAAAUGGUCAGCUGAAUGGACGUCAGUACUUACAGGACUACUGAAGUCCUUAAAACGCCUGUUGUACAUAGAAACUGUGAAACCAGCAAGGAGUCACCGAGACAUGCUCAGAACCCCUAAACCAGAUUCGGAUGUCCGUCAGGCCUUGGUAUCUUCUCCAAACUAAGGAAUUUAUUAAUAAAUAUGGACCAUCCUCGGUUUUUCA
Messenger RNA from Condylura cristata (star-nosed mole), 3438 nucleotides. It is a transcript of the gene BEST1, whose product is annotated as bestrophin 1. NCBI's taxonomy places the organism in Eukaryota, Metazoa, Chordata, Mammalia, Eulipotyphla, Talpidae. The transcript has 15 exons. The record is from RefSeq and is a predicted model, not a curated record. Bases 1555 to 3120 code for a protein of 521 amino acids. Gene Ontology annotation, molecular function: chloride channel activity.